Messenger RNA from Serpula lacrymans var. lacrymans S7.9, 1070 nucleotides. RefSeq lists its product as uncharacterized. The transcript has 6 exons. The coding region runs from base 89 to 925 and encodes 278 amino acids. The record is from RefSeq and is a predicted model, not a curated record. Gene Ontology annotation, cellular component: nucleus. Gene Ontology annotation, biological process: protein polyubiquitination. Gene Ontology annotation, molecular function: ubiquitin conjugating enzyme activity. Lineage: Eukaryota; Fungi; Basidiomycota; Agaricomycetes; Boletales; Serpulaceae.
GCGGUUAUUCAGUAUAAGCACUUGACCUGCAACCACCAUCCUUUCGCAGUACAAGGUAUCACUUUCUUUGGUGCAGACAGCAUUCCUCAUGGCUCCUGGAACGUCCUCAAUGACUGUGAAACGAAUUCACCGCGAAGUAGCUGACGUGAAGAAGGAAGAUUUAGGUGCCAUCACUCUCGCGCCGUCCGCUGACAACCUGUUUCAUUGGAAGGGAUCCAUUCCAGGUCCACAAGGCAGCCCAUACGAAGGAGGCGUCUUCAAUGUGGACGUGUAUCUCACUCCUGACUACCCAUUCUCUGCUCCAAAAGUUACGUUGACCACUCGCAUAUAUCAUAUGAACAUAUCCGACAGAGGAAACAUAUGUAUUGAUAUCCUGAAACACAACUGGUCGCCUGCACUGUCGCUAUUCAAAGUAAUGUUAUCACUUUCGUCACUUCUUACAGACCCAAAUCCUCAGGAUCCACUGGUUCCUUCCAUUGCAACCGAGUUUAUACGCAAUAGAGAAAUGCACGAUCGCACUGCACGGCGCUGGACCGAAUUAUAUGCACUUCCUCCUCCCAUAGUCGCUACAUCUUCGUCCAGUACCUCACCAUCAACCUCGACGACAGCAGGUAGCAAACUCAAAGGCAAGGAAAAGGCGCCUUCAAUUACCCGUUCUUCAACUUCAAGGAUCAGUACCAGCGCCAGCGCCACACAAGCCGAAACGAUUACACUAUCAGAUUCAGAAGACGACGCCCCCGUUUCGUCGACGACUAGUUCCUCUCGCUUAUCGGGGAAGAAACGAAAACGAAACGUAGAAGUGGUAGAUAUAGACCUUGUGGGUGAUGAGGUUAGGAAUCCAAAACGCCGGGUGGGAGGAAGUGGAGGAGGGAUUUCUGGGAGGGAGGCUCAGGGUACUGGGGAAGUGAUUGUCAUCGAAGAUUGAUUUGGCAUUGGAACAUUAUGUGUUCGGGCAUAGAGCAUAAAUAUCGGCCAUAAUUAGGGCUAGGGCUAGCUUGGCUUUCUGUCAGCGACGGAACUUUGCAGGGGAAUAAGUUAUUUUGUUGUAUGCAAAAUGUUAGCGAUGAGUU